Lampris incognitus (smalleye Pacific opah) is the source of this 3934-nucleotide messenger RNA. RefSeq names its product G protein-coupled receptor 155a (gene gpr155a). NCBI's taxonomy places the organism in Eukaryota, Metazoa, Chordata, Actinopteri, Lampriformes, Lampridae. Gene Ontology annotation, biological process: intracellular signal transduction; transmembrane transport. The record is from RefSeq and is a predicted model, not a curated record. Bases 570 to 3020 code for a protein of 816 amino acids. The transcript has 15 exons. Gene Ontology annotation, cellular component: membrane.
UCGACAUGUGACCUACCUGACACGGAAUUCGCACAGCCGUUAAGUGGACGUUUUGCGAUCGUUCGUGAUGGGACGUUUAUUUGGAGCGCAACAGCGGCUCCCGUCAGACGUGUGUACGGGUUAGCCACCAGGCUAGCGGCGGCUGUCGCGUCACUUACUGCGCCCACCCGACGUGACGAUCACCAUUAGUGGGGAGGCGCCCACCUGCGGUCGUGUUAACGCGUUGUUGUUAUUGUUGCAUGGUGUCGGUCCAGCUCCCAGUGUUUAUCCAGCGUCGGUUCGUGAUGAUAAAUCUGAUGAACUCUGUGGCCCUCGCAGUCGAAUCCUGCAGGACGGCCGUAAUCCCCUGCGUGUAAUCUUAAUUUGCAUCGAUAAAACGAGCAUGUCGUUCCGCAAAGCGGUUUGGUAACGUUGCCACCCCGCCCCCUGCGCCACCCUUUGGAAGAUGUUCUAGAAGACAACCCGUUCUUGAACCCGUUGUCCCAUCUGUUGCCUGGCAGCCACGGGCAGGCGACGACAACGUCGGUAGCCGCCGAACCAGGUUAUGAAAACGGACUACUGAAAGGACGAUGGGCGACCCCACCAGAAGUAACGGCUUUUUGGGGGAGGACCCGGACUCCUCUGCGUCCCCUUCGACGAUGUCCAUCGACAAGCUCUUCCCGGCUCUGUUGGAGUGUUUCGGUAUAAUAUUGUGCGGCUACAUUGCAGGGAGAACAAACGUCAUCACGUCCACUCAAGCCAAAGGACUGGGGAAUUUUGUGUCCAAAUUUGCCCUCCCAGCACUGCUGUUCAAAAACAUGGUGCUGCUGGACUUUGGCAAUGUCAUCUGGCCGUUUCUGUGGAGCAUUCUCAUUGCCAAAGUGUCUGUGUUUGUCACUGUCUGCAUCCUCACACUGAUGGUAUCCAGUCCCGACAGUCGCUUUAGUAAGGCUGGACUCUUCUCAAUAUUUGCAACUCAAAGCAAUGAUUUUGCACUGGGAUAUCCCAUCGUGGAGGCCCUGUACGGGAAUACGUACCCAGAGUACCUCCAGUACAUCUACUUGGUAGCACCCGUGUCACUUAUACUUCUGAAUCCCAUUGGCUUUGCCUUCUGCGAGAUCCAGAAGUGGAAAAACCAGAGAAGCCAGCAGCAGAGCAAACUUCAGAUCCUGGGCAUUGUAAUUUGGCAGGUGCUGAAGAACCCUAUUGUUUUCAUGGUUUUCAUUGGCAUCAUCGCCCACUUCCUUCUGGGCCAGAAAAUUCCCGCCUUCAUGAUUGAGUUUGUUGAUGGCCUGGCAAGCUCGUUUGGGGGAGCUGCUCUGUUCUACUUGGGUCUGUCCAUGGUUGGGCAACUGAGGAAAUUAACCCAGUCCAUGGUUGUGGCACUGAUUCUGCUUAGUACAGCAAAACUGUUGGUGAUGCCCCUAAUUUGUAAAGACAUGGUGGAGCUGUUGGACAACAGCAAUAGCAGUUCUCUUAACCACUCAAGUCUCUCCAACUACGCCUUUCUUUAUGGAGUCUUCCCCACGGCGCCGAGUGUGGCCAUCUAUGCUGCUCAUUAUAACAUGGAGCUAGAAGUUGUCACUUCUGGGAUGGUCAUCACUACUAUUCUGUCAGCUCCGAUCAUGUAUGUUUCUGCCUGGUUACUGACGAUCCCCUGCAUGGAUCCUGAACUUCUGAUGAAUUCGCUGCAGAACGUCAGUUUUAACAUAAGCAUUGUGAGCUUAGUCGCCCUGGUUUGGACGAUAGCCGUGAUGUUUCUUAGUAAGAAGUUUAAGAGGCUACCUCACUUGUUUACAGUCAAUCUUUUCUUGGCUCAGUUGCUAACUUGUAUUGGAAUGAUCCUCUGGAAUUUUGUGGUGAGGAAAGACAACUUGAUCGGCCAGAUUUUGGCUUUCACACUAUUAUACACCUCACUCUACAGUACUUACAUAUGGCCAGGAUUAAUAGCACUCUCUCUUGUGCUGAUGAAGAGGGAUGAUGAGCUGAAGGUCCCAACAGGCCUCCUGGUGAUGGUAGGCUGGGGCAUUCCAGCCUCUCUGACUGCAAUACUGUUGAUUUCUGGGGAAAAGACAUUUGACUUCAUUGACCCUGAAUUGUUUUAUGGCAGACCUCAGAUUAUCUGCAGCAUGGUUGUACUCGCCCUCAGCAUACUGCUCGGAGGGGGCUCUCUCAUAUGCCUCAGUAGAGGGAGCUGGGACCCGAGCGGCCAAGUCCUCGAAGGAGACUUGACGUCUGACACAACGGAGAUCUUGAGGUCUGAAGGGGAACCAGGGAGCCAGGCACACUGUGACCCCGCCAUCUCACCUGGAAGCAUCAACGGAGAGUGCCUCAUAUGUGACUGUGCUCCACCCCAGCCUAUGCCUGAUAUGAUUAUCAGCACCAACAUGAAUAACACACCAACCACGCACACAGAUCACUCUGGGAACGGAUGUGACUCGACGGACUGUCUGCUCGGCGAAGUGGAAGAGCUGCAGCGGGCUGCAGAUAGACAGCUGGCCCGACACGUGCUCCUGUGCUUGCUUUUGACUGUCAGCUUGCUUGCUAAUUUCUCCAGCUGCCUAUGGUUACUCUUUAAUGACGUUCCCGGCAGACUCUAUUUAGAGCUGCAGUUUUUCUGUGCUGUGGCCAACUACGGACAGGGCUUGCUCUCCUUUGGGCUGUUUGGGCUGGAUAAGCAUUUCAUUAUACUUCCUUUUAAGAAGAGGUUAUCGGGUCUGUGGUGCAGAAAGAGGCAAGAACAGCAGCCACAGACCGAGCUGUCCGAAGAUGUCCGGAUGACCUGCCUCCAGUUCACCAAGUAUCACAAGGCCCAGUGUUUUCAGGACAUUGUCCAAAAGAGAAGGUGUGGGGAGAACACUACAGUGCACACUUUCCUCGGCAGUGAGCUCGUGGAGUGGCUCCAGCGGGUGGGGUUGGCACAGGACCGCGGCGAGGCGGUUCUCUACGGUUGCCGGUUACAGCAGGGCGGCGUGCUCUACCACAUAAGGGAUGAACACGGCUUCCAAGACAGCAACCUUUAUUACUGCUUCACCACAUAACCUCCAAGGUGCAAAUUCCUUUGCAGUCAUCAUAUAACAUUUUUAUACCCGAGACAUGCUGCACAUUUAAAGAAUUACGACAGUUUGUCCCAAGGCUGAGUGCAGAUAAGACUCAUCAUUUUUGUCGAGAAAGCUACCGUAGCAACGUUAUGAUCAACGUUGACCCCUGCAGGACGACAGCAUGAACACAAACUGAUUUUAGCUAGGGAGGCAUUGCCAAGCUGCAGAAAUGACUGCUGCUUAUAAGUAGCUGCUUUUUAUAGAGGUUUUUGCAUUCACUGCUGUGCCGUUGAAACAAGCACUGAGCCCCUGCUGGUUUUAUUUUACGUGAUGUAUUUUUGCUAUUUGCUUUUAUGAUAGAACAGGUAAAUUAACAUUGUGAUUUUUUUUUUUUUAUUAUUGCCAGUGUUGACCAUAUUGCAGUAAUUUGGUGAUGUGACCGACAGAACUGAUCGGUCACCACUCAGGGAAUGUAAUCUUAUCUCAAUUCUCCUGCAGUUAAACCGUAACACAUCUAUUUUACAUAACUUAAAAAAGGGUCUUAUUACUUAUUGUCUUUAUUUCAUGUGGAAUCUACUGUGCUGAAUGUUGAAAGUACCAACUGGUCUCCUGUAAAUAAUCUGAUUGCUGUAAUGAAUCUCAGGUUACAUGGGGAUAAAAAAUAGGGAAUUAACUGCCUGAAUAAUUUUAUUUUUGUGCGUGGGUGUUAUCAGCGUUCCGUUACGAUUACCGAGGCGGUGUGAUUAGCGUUGGGAAUAUUUAUGGAACUGAAAUGUAUAAACACCCAGUUUAACGAGUGAAUGUUUAUCGUUUUGUCUUGCAAUAGAUACAGAAGGCGAAUGUCUAAAGCACACUUCAUGCUAAAGGGCUGCAUAACUGUGAACCUGUCGGAAAAAUAAAAUUCAUUGCUGGCC